AUGCCGGCUGGAGAGGGAAAGAGUGACAUGGAGCGUCUGGGAAUGUUUCAGGAGAUGGGGUAUGUAUCCAUCGGAGAUAAGUACGUCCCGGCCAGAUACAGACCCUUCAACGAAGCGGCGGGGCGCGGCCGUCAGAUGCAGACGGGGGGGCCGCGACUGAGCAGCUCGCUGCAAAUCGGCUUCUUUGAAACCACCUUCCAGCGGAUCUUCGAGAGCGAGGCGCUGAACGAGCCGCUGAAGAGGGCACGGCAGCAGCGCCUCCAGCAGGCCCGGAGGCGCGUGGGCGCACUGUUCCUGCCCAGCGACGGCCCCAAGCAAACCUGUGGUUCGGGCAGUUACUACGGGACUCUGUCGGGGCCAAUGAAGGCUAUGAGCACCCAGGCCGUCCCCAAGAAGGGCCUCCCCUCUCCCGGGCGCAACAUCUACACCUCCCCUCCCAAGAAGGGCGCCGGCUCCAGCUAUCCCAACGUCACCCUGUCCAAGACGGACCUGUACACCCCCGACCGCUACGACCGAGCCAAGGAACUCCUGCAGAGCGAGACAGCAACCAACCGUUCAAAGUUCAAGAGUGGUCCCUUUAAACUCCACCUCCACCCUAAAGUCUAUUUCCAUGAAAACCCAUACUUUAGCAACAAGCACAUCCCACCAGCGCAAAAGCCACUCCCUGCAACAAAACAAUUCUUAGUUCCAUUCAAACCUACCUCCCCUACCAAGCAGAUAGGGGGCAUGAAGGCGGGGACCUUUGACCUCUACCCGUCCCAUUCGGCUGACCCCUACAUGCCUGGCCGACCCAAACAAGCGAACCCUGGGCACCCAACAUUUUGGCCAGCUCCUGGUCCAAAGAGCUCCCCUGUCAAGAGCAUCGUAACCCUGAAUGUCAACAGAGUGGUGAACUCUACCAACUAUGCCGCCCCCAUCCCCCCCAUUAUGACCGUCUGAUGGACCUUAUGCAUGCGAUGCUGGGCAACAGGGGUCGACUCUUUUCCCGCGUCCCCUUACCACAUUUGGACCAUAGAGAACGUAAGAUGAAAACAGGAAUAUCUGUUGGUUAUUCUUUGCUACAAAGUGUAGUGAGUGGUCCAAUACUUCGUAAUAUCUGUUGGUUAUUCUUUACUACAGAGUGGUCCAACA
Molecule: messenger RNA, 1131 nt
Organism: Gadus chalcogrammus (walleye pollock)
Lineage: Eukaryota; Metazoa; Chordata; Actinopteri; Gadiformes; Gadidae
Gene: cfap96
Product: cilia and flagella associated protein 96
Exons: 7
Coding region: 1-939 (312 amino acids)
Cellular component (GO): centrosome
Source: RefSeq, a predicted model, not a curated record